AUGAGCGACUUGAGCCUUCGAUGGAUCGACAGUCUUGGAGGUGUACAUCAUGGCGAGUCCGGAGAAGUAUCCACUUCCAAAGCUCAUGGAGGCAGCGACGAUCACAAAGAGCCAGGUGGAUUCGAAGAGGACUGGGAAGGUUCGAGUCUCCGGGAGGUAGUUGCAGAAGGCGAAGAAUGGGAUGUAGAGGAGACGGAGGUAGACUGGGAUCCAGAGCUUGCUUGGUUGAGGCUAAAAAUUAUUAUGGAUUAUGACGGAUUAGGGAUAACUUCAGUAUAA
This is a messenger RNA of Caenorhabditis remanei, 279 nucleotides long. RefSeq lists its product as uncharacterized. The coding region runs from base 1 to 279 and encodes 92 amino acids. The record is from RefSeq and is a predicted model, not a curated record. The transcript is spliced from 2 exons. NCBI's taxonomy places the organism in Eukaryota, Metazoa, Nematoda, Chromadorea, Rhabditida, Rhabditidae.